Micromonas pusilla CCMP1545 is the source of this 1041-nucleotide messenger RNA. RefSeq lists its product as uncharacterized. The record is from RefSeq and is a predicted model, not a curated record. NCBI's taxonomy places the organism in Eukaryota, Viridiplantae, Chlorophyta, Mamiellophyceae, Mamiellales, Mamiellaceae. Gene Ontology annotation, molecular function: ATP binding; ATP hydrolysis activity. The transcript is spliced from 3 exons. Bases 1 to 1041 code for a protein of 346 amino acids.
AUGCUCCCCGCGGGCGCGGCGCUGCUCGUCUCCGCGGCGUGGGUGAUCCUGACCGCGUCAACCUCGGUCAGAUGCGGCGCCGACGGAAGCUUCUGCGGCGACGCGGCCGCGCGAUGCGCGCGCCUCCGCGCGGUCCUCGAGCGCGACCUCCACGGGCAGCGCGUCGGCGCGGACCUCCUCGCGGACGCGCUGUGCGACCACUUCGGAGGAGGAGGAGGAGGAGGAGGCGGAGGCGGGAAGCCGCUGGUCGCGUCGUUGCACGGGUCCCCGGGCGUCGGGAAAUCCUUCACGCAUCGACUCGUCGCGCGGGCGCUGUACGACGCCUUGGACGACGACGACGAGGAGGAGGAUGGGGACGGGGAGAGGGAGAGGGAGAGGGAGAGGGAGGAGAAGGCGAAGGAGAAGGAGGGCCCCGCGCGGUGGAUCGACGCCGCCGCGGGGCUCGCGCGGCGCGUCGGAGACGGCUUCGCGACGUCGUCGUCGUCGUCGUCGUCGUCGUCGUCGAGGCGACGACGACCACGACGACGACCGCGAGAGUGCCCCGGCGCGGACUGCCCGGCGUACAAGGUCAUCUUCGGCGUCGACUACGUGACCAACGAGCAAGAGACGCAGGCGAGGCUCCUCCGAGACGCGCUGCUGACGCACCUCGCGCGGUUCCCGAACGCGGUCGUCGUCGUCGAGGAGUACGACAAGCUCGGCGCAGGGAUGCUCAAACAGAUGCUCGAGAAGGGCGCGUCCGCCGCGUCGGACGCGCGGUUCCACGACGCGGUGUUCAUCUUGGAAGCGAACGUCGGGUUCGUGAACAUACACGAGCACCUCGCGGACGCGGACGCGGACGCGGAGGGAGGAGGAGGAGAGAGUCAUCGCGGAGAGGUCGGAGAGGUCGGAGAGGUCGGAGAGGUCGGAGAGGAAGAGGACGCCAGCUGUACCGCCGCCGCCGCCGCCAGCUGUACCGCCGCCCCGGAUCGGCUGUCGUCAGGCGCGUUCUCCUCACACUGGUCCCCAUACGACCGCGUUGGCGUGGUGAACGCCGAUCCUUAA